This is a messenger RNA of Heterocephalus glaber (naked mole-rat), 2560 nucleotides long. RefSeq names its product phospholipase A2 activating protein (gene Plaa). The record is from RefSeq and is a predicted model, not a curated record. Gene Ontology annotation, biological process: proteasome-mediated ubiquitin-dependent protein catabolic process; ubiquitin recycling. Gene Ontology annotation, molecular function: ubiquitin binding. Lineage: Eukaryota; Metazoa; Chordata; Mammalia; Rodentia; Bathyergidae. Gene Ontology annotation, cellular component: cytoplasm; nucleus.
UCGGCGCGCCCCUUCUUCGCCGCCCUUCCGCACCGCCUCUGAGGCCCUUCCGGUCUCCGAUUGCUACUCACCUGAAGGCCCCUCUUGUGCUGCAGCCUGGAGUACGCCGGGUCUGCCCUGGGGACGGAUUUCGCGAGGCGUCGGGGUCCCAGGAGCCCGACCGAUUCCGGCCAUGGCGAGUAGCGGCGCCAGGUACCGGCUGAGCUGCUCGCUCCCGGGGCACGAGCUGGACGUGCGGGGCCUGGUGUGCUGUCUAUAUCCGCCGGGGGCCUUUGUGUCCGUGUCCCGAGACCGCACCACCCGCCUCUGGGCGCCGGACAGUCCUAACAGGGGUUUUACAGAAAUGCACUGUAUGAGUGGCCACUCUAAUUUUGUAUCUUGUGUAUGCAUCAUACCCUCAAGUGACAUAUACCCUCAUGGACUAAUUGCCACUGGAGGAAAUGACCACAAUAUUUGUGUUUUCUCACUGGACAGUCCGGUGCCACUUUAUAUUUUAAAAGGUCACAAAGAUACAGUUUGCAGUCUUUCAUCUGGAAAAUUUGGAACAUUACUUAGUGGCUCAUGGGACACCACUGCUAAAGUCUGGCUGAAUGACAAAUGCAUGAUGACCUUACAGGGUCAUACAGCUGCAGUAUGGGCAGUAAAGAUUUUACCUGAACAGGGCUUAAUGUUAACUGGAUCAGCAGACAAGACUAUUAAACUGUGGAAGGCUGGAAGAUGUGAGAGAACUUUUUCAGAUUUUGUGACAACAGGAGAAGACAGAUCUCUGAGGAUAUGGAAACAUGGGGAAUGUGCUCAAACAAUUCGACUUCCAGCUCAGUCCAUAUGGUGCUGCUGUGUGCUAGACAAUGGUGAUAUUGUGGUUGGUGCAAGUGAUGGUAUUAUUAGAGUAUUUACAGAAUCAGUGGAUCGCACAGCAAGUGCUGAGGAAAUCAAGGCUUUUGAAAAAGAGCUGUCUCAGGCAACCAUUGAUACCAAAACUGGUGAUUUAGGGGACAUUAAUGUUGAACAGCUUCCUGGGAGGGAACAUCUGAAUGAAGCUGGCACUAGGGAAGGACAGACUCGUCUCAUCAGAGAUGGGGAAAACGUUGAAGCCUUUCAGUGGAGUGUUAGUGAAGGGAGGUGGAUGAAAAUUGGUGAUGUUGUUGGCUCAUCUGGUGCUAAUCAGCAAACAUCUGGAAAAGUUUUAUAUGAAGGGAAAGAAUUUGAUUAUGUUUUCUCAAUUCAUGUCAAUGAAGGUGGACCAACAUAUAAAUUGCCAUAUAAUAUCAGUGAUGAUCCCUGGAUGACUGCAUAUAACUUCUUGCAGAAGAAUGAUUUGAAUCCCAUGUUUUUGGAUCAAGUAGCUAAGUUUAUUAUUGAUAACACAAAAGGUCAAAUGUUGGGUCUUGGGAACACCAGCUUUUCAGAUCCAUUUACAGGUGGUGGUCGGUAUGUGCCAGGCUCUUCUGGAUCUUCCAGUACAGUGCCAACAGCAGAUCCUUUCACAGGUGCUGGUCGUUAUGUGCCAGGUUCUGUAAGUACGACCGCUGCUGUUACUGGAGUUGAUCCAUUUACAGGUAACAGUGCCUACCAGUCAGCUGGAUCUAAAACAGUGAAUAUUUAUUUCCCUAAAAAAGAGGCUGUCUCUUUUGACCAAGCAAACCCUACACAAAUAUUAGGAAAACUGAAGGAACUUAAUGGAACUGCACCUGAAGAGAAGAAGUUAACUGAGGAUGACUUGGUGCUUCUUGAAAAAAUACUUUCUCUAAUAUGUGACAGUUCUUCAGAAAAACCCACAGCCCAGCAACUGCAGAUAUUGUGGAAAGCUAUUAACUGGCCUGAAGACAUUGUGUUUCCUGCACUGGACAUUCUUCGAUUGUCAAUUAAGCAUCCCAGUGUGAAUGAGAACUUUUGCAAUGAAAAGGAAGGGGCUCACUUCAGCAGACAUCUUAUCAGUCUUCUGAACCCUAAAGGAAAGCCAGCAAACCAGCUACUUGCUCUCAGGACUUUUUGCAAUUGCUUUGUUGGCCAGGCAGGACAAAAGCUCAUGAUGUCCCAGAGGGAAUCACUAAUUUCCCAUGCAAUAGAACUGAAAUCAGGGAACAAUAAGAACAUUCAUAUUGCUCUGGCUACACUGACCUUGAACUAUUCCGUUUGUUUUCAUAAAGACCAUAACAUUGAAGGAAAAGCUCAAUGCUUGUCAGUAAUUAGCACAAUCUUGGAAGUUGUACAAGACCUGGAAGCCACUUUUAGACUUCUUGUGGCUCUUGGGACACUGAUCAGUGAUGAUUCAAAUGCUGUACAGUUAGCCAAAUCUUUAGGUGUCGAUUCACAAAUAAAAAAGUAUGCCUCAGUAUCAGAACCAGCUAAAGUAAAUGAGUGCUGUAGAUUUAUCCUAAAUUUGCUGUAGCAAUGGGGAGAGAGACUGAGAUUAGUUUAGUGGUCUUUUUUUCUUAUAUUUUACAUGACUGGUUACAGAUAAUAAAAGGAAAAGGAAUACUGUGGAUUAAGUACAAUUUCAGAACUUGUAAAGUGGUGGGGAGGGGAGAAAACGGAGAAAUAAAAUUUUUGCACUGAU